Messenger RNA from Lepus europaeus (European hare), 1145 nucleotides. It is a transcript of the gene IFI35, whose product is annotated as interferon induced protein 35. Gene Ontology annotation, cellular component: nucleus. NCBI's taxonomy places the organism in Eukaryota, Metazoa, Chordata, Mammalia, Lagomorpha, Leporidae. The transcript has 7 exons. The record is from RefSeq and is a predicted model, not a curated record. Bases 165 to 1034 code for a protein of 289 amino acids.
GGCAGGGACUUCCCAGAAGCGAAAGUGGAAGUAAGCUGGCUUGCAGAACCUUCCCAAGUGUCUUCUGGCCAGCCCAGCUGCAGUUGGGGGAGACCAAAGUCCCUCGAGAGUUCUGCCGUGGACCCUGCCUCUGUACCCAGCUCUGCAGCCUUGGCUGUGUCCAGAUGGACCCCAGACCCGCAUCAGUGAAGCUAGAUGUGCUCCGCGCCUUUCAGGAAGAGCAGAUCAGACUCCAGAUGAGGCUGCAGGAGCUGAGAAGGAAGCUCAAGGACUCCCCCAAAGUCAAGGUCCCAUUCCCAGCACCUGAAAUCCCCCUGGUGUUCCGCGGACACACUCAGCAGGACAGAGGCGUCCCCAGAACUUCGGUUUCCAACCUACGGAUCUGUUGCCCAUUGCCGGGAGGCUCGGCCCUGGUCACCUUUGAUGACCCGAAAGUGGCUGAGCAGGUGCUGCGACAAAGCAAGCACAGGAUCGACAUGGAGGACUGCCAGCUGAAGGUGCAGGUGCAGCCCGUGCAGCUACCCAUGGUGACCACCAUCCAGGUGUGCAGCCAGAUGAGCGGCCAGAUGGUGCUGGUCAGUGGCUUCCCCGCUGGUCUCCAGCUGGGAGAGGAGGAGCUGCUGGACAAGCUGGAGAUCUUCUUUGGCAAGGCCAGGAACGGGGGUGGGGACGUGGAGACCCGGGAGCUGCUGAACGGGAGCGUGGUGCUGGGCUUCGCCAAGGAGGAAGUGGCCCGGCGCCUCUGCCAGAUCAGCGAGUUCAAAGUGCCGCUGGGCGGGAAGGAGGUCCCGCUGAGAGUCUCUCCCUACACGAGUGGGAGGAUCCAGGAGGUCAAGGUCACACCCCAGCCAGUGCCUCGCUCGGUGCUGGUGCUCAACAUCCCCGACAUCCUGGACGGCCCAGAGCUGCACGACCUCCUGGAGAUCCACUUCCAGAAGCCCACUCGCGGGGGUGGGGAGGUGGAGGCCCUGAUGGUCGUGCCUGCGGGACAGCAGGGCCUGGCCGCCUUCACCUCGGAGGCGGAGGCGCGCUAGGGGAUGGCUCUCCUCCCCAGCCCCCUGCUGCGGUUCUCAGAGCGCCCGGGGGUCGGGGCUGGUGCUAGAGGGCUUCGUGUUCGCCAGCAGGGGGCAGCAUCACAGCCCGCG